AUACCCCCGAGACUGUCCACCAUGGUUGUGCCUAUUCUCUGCCUCCUAUGGGCCAUAGCAACAGCAGUGCGACCUGCCCCAGUGGCCCCUCUCGGUGGUCCAGAGCCGGCCCAAUAUGAAGAGUUGACCCUGCUCUUUCACGGGGCCCUACAGCUAGGUCAGGCCCUCAAUGGUGUGUACAAAGCCACGGAAGCUCGCCUGACAGAAGCUGGGCGCAACCUGGGCCUUUUUGACCAAGCACUGGAAUUUCUGGGAAGAGAGGUCAAUCAGGGCCGGGAUGCAACACGGGAGCUUCGCACCAGCUUGUCGGAGAUUCAGGCAGAAGAGGACACUUUACACCUUCGAGCAGAAGCCACAGCCCGAUCGCUGAGGGAAGUGGCCCGGGCCCAGCAUGCUCUGCGGAACAGUGUACGGAGACUACAAGUGCAGCUGAGAGGUGCCUGGCUAGGCCAAGCCCACCAAGAAUUUGAGAAUUUAAAGGAUCGAGCCGAUAAGCAGAACCACCUCUUGUGGGCUCUCACUGGCCACGUGCAGCGACAGCAGCGUGAGAUGGCAGAGCAGCAACAGUGGCUGCGGCAGAUCCAGCAGAGACUCCACAUGGCAGCCCUCCCAGCCUGAGACUACCUGGAUGCCACUGAGGACCAGUUGUGCUGCAGGGAACACUGAAUGCGCUCCACCGGGCCUAUCUAUGAGCAGGGCCGACAGAGCUGGCUGCCCAUCAGCUAGACUUGGCCGGUGCACCCCGCUUCCUGGCAGAGCAGAGACAGAAGCAAGCAGGCGGGAUGGAAGGCAGAAGACAGCCCCGUGGAGAAGGCUGGAGAAGGACAUGAGCUCCCUUAUGCCCCACACCCCACAAUAAAAAAGAGGCAAUCUAUAAA
Rattus norvegicus (Norway rat) is the source of this 878-nucleotide messenger RNA. It is a transcript of the gene Angptl8, whose product is annotated as angiopoietin-like 8. Bases 22 to 618 code for a protein of 198 amino acids. Gene Ontology annotation, biological process: regulation of lipid metabolic process; triglyceride homeostasis; signal transduction. The transcript has 4 exons. The record is from RefSeq and is marked validated. Lineage: Eukaryota; Metazoa; Chordata; Mammalia; Rodentia; Muridae.